AUGAUAAUUUCAAGAGAAUUGGUAGAGGAAACACAAAUUCGCAAAGAAGAGAACAAAAGAAGAGUUCAGCCAAAAUCUUCAACAGAAGACGAAUUGACCAUAACUGAUGUAACCGAAGAUGAUAAAACUCUUGCCACGAUUUCUGAGACUUCAGUGGCAAUAGUUCAACACCCUGAAGAAAUUAAAAAGGUGGUGGAAGAAGUAAAUAUACAAGAAGAUGUUACUGUUGAGCAAAAAUCUAAAUCUGGAGCUAAAAUAAAGAGAAAAGUGGUCAAAACAAAAUCAGAAGAAGAAAUUGAAGUUGUUGAAGAGGAGGUUGAAAAGACCAAAAAGAAGAAAGUUUUAAAAGCUAAGAAACCUACUCAGGAGGAGACUCCUGUAAUUGAAGAAAUCACAGAGAGCCUGGACUCAUUUCAAACUCAACCUGAAAAAGUUAUUCCCUUAAAGACCUCAUCCCAAGUAAGUGAAGCUACUCCUGAGGCUACUUGCAGUCUUAUUGGGGAAGUCCCUAGAGCAGGAGUGAAAGGAAAUGUAAGUGUUACAACAUUUACUGCUAUUGAAAAUCAUGAAGUGCAAGAAAAUGAGAAAGAGGACUACAGACCGGAGGAACUUAUUCCAGUAUCAGUUAAAGCUAAGCCAGAAUUAAGUACUGUUGAGCCAUAUAAUGUUGAGCAACCUCAAGUUGAAUCGAUUGCAGAGGAGUUUAGUAAAUCGUUUAAGUCUAAAACUAGCAAAGCCACCAGAAAUAUUCUACCACAGGAAAGUUUGAUUGUUAGCGAAACUCGAGUAGAUCAAACGGUUUCAAAAUCUGAACAAAUUAAAAAGGAAGAGGGUAAAGCAACUGUCUCUAUGUUAUUGCACGAGGCUAAAGUUGUGAGUGAGACAGAAACAUCUUUGAAAGAAGGUGAAUACGAAACUCUAAGAAAGCCUCUGCAAGUGUCUGCUAGUUCAGGGCUUACUCUGCAGGAAUCUAUCAAUGUAACAGAGGUGACAGAGUCAAUAAGAGAAGAAAAACUUGAAGAUUUUACAGUUCAGAAUUUGAUCAAACCAAAGAUUGGCAUAAAUGAAGUAGAGCCUGUAAUAGUUAGUGAAGUACUGUCAGAAACAAAACCGAGUAAAUAUUUUCCGGAAAUGUUUGUACCAACUGAAACAGCAACAUCAUCUAUUGUAACUCAAAAAACAACAACAUUUACUGAGGAAAUGGUUUUGCCUGAAAAAGAAGGUGAGUACAAACCUGGAAAACUGCCUCAAGGUCAGUUCGCAGGGCUCCAGAUAUUACCAGAAGAUUCUAUUGUUGUUUCAGAGACAGCAGCUCAUGAAAAAGAAAUUCCUUUUGGCCCUGGCCAAAGACCUGGGGAAACUGUAGCUACCCAGGGUGUAGACCUGAUGGAAGGGAUUGUAGUAAGUAUGGUGCAGCAUCAAGAUACAGAAAGUGUUCUUAAUGUACCAAAACCUGAAAUGAAACACAUUGAUGUCCAGUUCACUAAAAAAGAAAGUUUUAUCACAGUAGAAACACAUACAGCUGAAUCAGAAAAAACAUUUAGAGCAAAUGAAAUUCCAGGAGCUCAAACUGCUACUAGCUCAGUUACAUGUUUAGAAGUCUCCGGUGUCUCUGAAACCAUAAGCAGCGAGUUGACCGAUGAUUAUAUGCCUGGUAAAACUCCCUAUGGUGCCAAAGCAGAUUUAAGUUUUCAAGAGAUAGAACCUUUAUCCAUAACUGAAAUAAAGUCAGAAGAUGCCCCUGGGGAAUUGUCAGAUAUUUUAAAAUAUCGAACUGAUGCUGCCUCUCCCAAAUUUCAAACUUUAGAGUCAAAAGAAAUAACAGAAGUUCAAGCUCAAGACAGCGAAACUCCGUUGUCUGAUUUUACUACUCCUACCCCAGUAGAAGUAAGUAAAACGUAUGAGUCAAAAGAAGGAAUAUCAGUGUACCAGACUGACUUGGUUGAGAAAGAGGGUGACUAUGUGCCAGAUGUAGCUCCUGAACUUCAUAAGGGAAAAGCAGUGCCCACCCAUCCAUUACAAUCAGUAAUAGUUGAGGAAAUAACACCAGAUGGAGAUGUUGGGAGCUUGUCAAAGAAACAUCCCCAAACAGUUCAUGCCAAUUAUGAACACACUAUGUUCCAAGAAACAAUUGUUGAAGAGACGGUGAUUGGAGAGGGGUUGGCUAAGCAAAAGGAAGUUGUCAAGCCAGAAAGCAAGCGAGCUGAUGUCAAUAUUUUGGAGGAACAGAGUGUUACAGUUACAGAAGUAAUUACGGAUUACAAAGAAAAUCAGUAUACUAAACCUGAGUUACCAAAAGAGUGUUUUGCAUCACAAUCACACUUACCACAAACAGUAGCGGUUAAAUCUGAAGUCCUGACAGAGCAGACAACUUCUUCAUUUGAACAAAAAACACCAAAAACUAGUGUAGCAAAAUCAGACCAAACAUCAUUAGAAAGUAUAGUUGUUAGUGCUGUUGAACUUGCAGAAAGUGAACAGGAAUUUAAAAAGGACAGAUCUCCAAUUAAAUCCAAAGCUAUUGUAGAACUAGCAGACGAAUUAACAGGUUUGACAGUUCAAGAAAUUGUCAGUAGUGAAAAAGAACUUGAACACAUUCCAAUAGAAAGUCCAUUAGGUUUUAAGGCAUCCAAAAGUAUAACACCUCACCAAACCGUCAUUCAGUCUCAAACCUUACCUGAAAUCAACUUAGGCAACAUUCCAAAAGUAGAACAUCCAACAGGACAAGCCAAAGUGGAUAACACACCAUUCCAAGAAGUAGUCAUCACUGAAACAAACAUAACAGAGAUUGAAACAUCUUUAGACACAAUUAAACCAGAUCUUAAGACCGCCACUGUAGGUAUUAGGCCAGGAGAAACUUUCUUAGUUUCAGAAGUUGUUGCAGAAGACAAAGAAGGCGUAUUUAGGAGUGAUCAGCUUCCUGAAAGCAGAAAAGCUACAUUGAAUCUAACUGGACAAGAAGUUGCUGAACGUGAAGAAAUAGUUGAACUUUUCCAAGAGGGUACAUUAACAAGAGAGUCUCCAAUCAAAGAAACUGCUCAGAUGAAACAAGACACCAUUCAACUGGCUGUGUCUUCAGAACAGGUGCCAACUGAGCUUGAGGGUCAGUUUGACUCUCCUGUAAAGCCUAGUGAAAAAGUUGCAGCUCUCUCAUUUGUUGAAGGUAAUGUUUUAAGUGUGACUGAAUUGAAUGUUGUAGAUAAAGAAUCUCCCUUUGAAACUGCAAAAGCUCCUAUGACAGCUCUUGCAAAACCUGAUAUUUCUGGUCAGGAUGUAGCAGUAACAUCAGAAGUUGUUGUAGAUAUGAGUGUAGGAGAUGUAGAUUUAUUAAAACCUGGCUUUUCAGAAGCCAAAAUAAAACAAAGCACACAUGAAAGUGUAAUUUUGAAUGAAAAUACAGUUAUUGAAAAAGAGGGUGAGUAUACUGCUGAAUUUCUACCUGAGACUAAAACUGCUAAACCUAAUAUUGUAGAAGGACACACAACAUCUAUUAGUAGUGAAGUAACCAUUCAAGACAAAGAAAGCAUACUUGAAACACUAGACAGACCAAAAGAGAGAUUAGCCAUCCCAAAUAUUACAAGUCAUGAAAUUGCAGAAAAAACAGAAAUAGUAUUAGACAGCAGUUUACACCCAUUCCAACAUAUAACUCCUACAACUGCCCAAGCCAAUGCAGAACAACUUCCACAUCACAGCAUUAUUCAGUCAGAACCAUGUACAAAUGAGCUAGAAGCUCCUUUUCAGUUGCCAUACAAACCAGAAUCCAAAAAAGCUGAUUUUGUUAUUGAAGGUACACAGGCUAUUACAGUUCUUGAAGUUUCAACCCAAGACGACACCAGUCAAUUUAUACCAGACAGUAAACCAGAAGAUCACUUUGCCAAACCAGACAUAAUACCACAACAGGUUGCACAAAGUACCAUCAUUACAUCAGAAAAUAUUACAGGUGAAGUAAAGCCAGACACACCUCACAAAGUUUCUCCAAAUGUCGAAUCAAUACCAUAUGAAUCUAUAUCAACAAGUUUUGUAACUACUUCCGAAAAGGAAUCUAUUUUUGAUUCAAAAAUUCCAAUGGAUUUGAAACAAGCACAAAAAUCUUUUGAAGAGCAAAAAUCAGUAUUGGUUUCUGAAAUUAAUGUUGAUGAUAAAGAAGGGAACUUAAUUUCUUUCAUUAAACCUAACCAAGUAACCGCGUUCCAAGAAAUAUCAACACAAGAAGUGGCCCAAACAACUGAAAUAUUAUCAUCAUUUGGUGUUACAGACAUCCCACAGUUUGUAACCCCUACAGCUAAUGCAAAGCCAGAACAGUUACCUUUUGAGAGUAUUAUUCAAAUAGAAGCAUCUCCUCAAGAAAGUGAGGGUGUUUUUAAAACUAAAGAAAUGCCACCUUCAAGUGUUGUUGAUAUAGGAGUUGUUGAAGAAAAGGGAGUCAUUAUAACAGAAAUAACAACUGAAGAUAAAGAAGAUAUUUAUGCUUCACCAAUUCGCCCAGAAACCAGUACAGCUCAAGCUAACAUUGUCCCAGUUGAAACCUGUCAAAAAGGAAUUGUUAUAACCGAAGAUUCUUUGGGUGAGAUGGUUGCAUCUGUUCCAGAAAAAUCGUUUGCAAAAUCAAUUCAAACCCCUUUUCACAGUGUUUCACUUCAACAAACUACCAUUGCAGAGUCUGAAACACCACUUGAAAAAUUUAUUAAACCGUAUGAAAAAACAGCUGAAACUAAUUUUGAAUCAGCAAAAUCUGGAAUUACUGUUAAUGAAGUUUAUAUCCGAGAAAAAGAGGGAGAACUUACUGGUCCAGUGAAACCCGUCACAAGUGUUGCUGGUGCUAGUGUGACAGCCCGAGAAAUAGCCAGUAAAUCUGAGAUUGUUGCAGAGUUAACAACAGAAGACUUUCAAAAAGAAAGCCCAAACAAAGAAAAUGCAACAGUAGAUCAAAUUCCGUUGUAUAGUAUUAUUCAGUCAGAAGUUUCUGUUGCUGAGAAGGAGGGGGAUUACAAUGAUUUAUUAAAACCAGACUCUAAAUCUGCGGGGGUAACAUUUCAAGUCGGUGAAACUGUCUCCGUAGUUGAAGUUGUAUCAGGGGAUUUGGAAAACACUUUUACUGCCGAUGAUGUUCCAGGAACCAAAAGUGCGAAUAUUACAAUAAGUGGGCAUGCAAUAGCUGUUAAAAGUGAGGUCCAAACUGAAAUUUCAGUAAGAGAAGAUGAUCAAAUCUUUCAACCAGACGUUAAAAUAGCGCAGGAAGUUGUGGAAGAGAGACAAAGUGUUAAUGUAUUAUUGACUACAUCUGAAGAUAAAGAAUCUUACUUCUGUCAAAAUGAAAACCCAAAAGAAAGAAGAGCAUCGCCAUCGAUUUCUGAGUUGGAAGUUGCUGAGCAGACUGAGCAUACUCUUCAUCACAGUGUUGGUACCCUUGACCAAAUUAAGCCAUCAGCCACUACAGUAACUCCUAAACAUACUACUCUUGAAAGUUUAGUGCAAACUGAAACUGAAGUAAGGGAAACUGAAGGAACUUUUGAAAGCCCAAUAAAGGUGGAACAAAGGAGAGCUAGCAUAAAUUAUGAAGUUGGACACAGUGUAACCAUUUCAGAGGUGUUUCCAGGUGAAACUGAAUCAAAGCUUUCAAAUAUUUUGGAAACAAAAAAUAAUAGGGCUCAAUUAGUACUUGACGGUACCCAAGAAGCUGUUGGGCAAUUGGAAAUCACUCUUGAAGACUCUAUAGCACCACUCGAUGAAAAAAAAGCAAUCACACAGAAAGCUGUAACUGAACAAUCAACAUUAGAGAGUAUUACUGUAACUGAAAGAUUACCUCAAGAGAAUGAAAUUGAGUUGGUCGAGAAAUUAAUAACUGACACCAAACAUGCUAAUGUAUCAAUAGAAAAGGGUAAGAAAGUUCAAGAAAUAAUUGAAAUUGUUCCAGAGUACCGGGAAGGAAGAUUAGCACCCUUAGAGAAAACAGAAGUAAGAAAAGCUACUCCUGAUUUGAUAACUCGAGAAGUUGCAGAAGUUUCUGAAACUUUGACACAAAUAAGUGUAGGAGAAAUGGUGAGAACAAAAACAAAAACAAUGACUGCUGUUAGGACACAAUCUGCUUUAGAGACUUCUGUGCAUGAAGAGGUAAUAUGUCAAGAAAGUGAAGAGUAUUUCACUCAAACUAGUGCUAAAAGUAGAAAAGCAAGCUUGGCUUUCGAGGAGGGCAAGGGUGUAGUUAUUACAGAAGUCAUUGCUGAUGAUACUGAGGAACCAUAUUCAAAAACAAUGCCAGAAACUCAAAAUGCACUUCCAGAAAUAUCCCUCAAAGAGGCUACCCAAAUAAUGGAAAUUUCAUCUGAAAUUCAACCUUCUAACAUCGUAAUAGAGUUUCCUGAUGAAGUAAAAGCUAAUGUGAACCAGAAGCCUUUAUGUGGUAUUCUACAGAGUGAAGUUGAUGUCAGAGAAUCUGGAACUGAAUUUGAAAGUAUGUCAGUUGAGAAGAAGAUAGCAAAUCGUUCAUUUGAGGAAGGAAGAGGUAUAAAUAUAACAAUGGUUACUGCUGAAGAUAAAGAACAACCUUUAAAACCUGUUGAAAAACCCACACCGAAUCAAGCAGAGCCUAAAGUAACAAGUCAAGAAUCAAUUCAAGCAAGUGAGGUAUUGCCUGAACAAACGGUUUGUGAAUUAAAGAGUGCGACUCCACAAAAAGUAAAAGCUAAAAAGAAGCAUGAUGUGAAAGAAAGUUUAGUAGUUACUCAAAAUGUUCCUCAAGAAAAAGAGAAAUUACUUACAGAACAACCAAUAAUUCCAUCCGCUGUGGCUAAAACAGAAACUACAGAAAUGCAAAAGGUUGCUGAAAAAUCUGAAAUAAUUCCAGGGUUUCAUCCCCAGACCUUAGAGACAAUAACCCCAGAUAAAGCAUAUGCUAGUUCUGAAGCUAUUGUGAUGGAGGGAAUCGUUCAAUCUGAAGUUAGAGUAAAUGAGAUCGAAGAAACAUUGGCAGAACAGAAUGUACCAACAAAACGGAAAGCUAGUGUUGUAAAAGAUAUUCAAGAAAGUAUAGAGAUUUCACAAACAGUUGUCGCACUCAAAGAAGGGAUUCAUGAAACAAAGCCGUCCCCAAAAGCAAUCAAACCUUUGGCUAAACUGGAUGAACAAGAAACACUCAUCCAAUCAGAAGUUUUAGUUUCCUCUUCCACUGAAGAGUUGAAAAAUGAUAAAAAACCAGAAACUAUGAAAGUCCAUCCAGAAAAUAUCCCGUUUGAAACUGUAGAGACUUCAAUGACUACCGUAAUAGAAAAAGAAACCAAUUUGGAAUCUUUGUGGAACCCUUUGACAUCUAAAGGUACUAAAACCAUCCAAGAAACCGAAGGAGUGAGUAUUACUGAGGUAAUUCCUAACGAGAGAGAAGAGGAAGUAAAAGCAAGCAAAGUUCCUCAAGCAGUAGCAGAAACAAAUUUUGUAGACCAAGAAGUGGCUAUAAAAAGUGAAGUAGUCCCUGAGUUCCCAGUGACUCCUUUGGAAGUGGUUGCUCCAGCUACAACAGUCGCACAAAAAUCCACACCCACACCAGUACACCACCUGAUUACCACUGAAUAUGAUACUGCAGAGCUAGAAGACAAACUACCAGAGUCCGUGGCACCUGAUGCUAAGCACACAGUAACAACAGUAGAAGCACACAAACCAACUCUGACUGUCACACAAGUCCAUCCACAAGAGGCCCCAGGACAUCCACUUGAAGAGUCACAUACACCCAAACACAGAGCCACAGAAGUUACAACUGAAGCAACACAAUACAACAGUGUUACAGAGUCAAAGGUAGACAUACUAACACAAAAUACAACAAUGGAAAAAACAGGUAAGACAACACCUAUCACAACAAAAAGUGAAAACGCUACAGAAACAGAUGAAAAUAUUACUCUUGAAAAUGAAAAUACAGUUAAGGUAAUGCAGGGAGCAACAUGGAAACAAAAAACACCUAAAGAAAGCAAACUCUUUGAUGAAGUUGAAGACCUGCCAGAUCAUACAACUGUGGAAACAAAAACUGUUAUUUCUAAGGAUGGAGAUAAGAAACGUGUGACAAAAAAGAGAACUGUGAGAAAGGUUAAAGAUGGAAAAGAAGAGGUUGAGGUGUUUGAAGAUACACCAAAAGAAGGCAUACUAUUUGACGAAGAAUGUCAACCGCUUCCAGAAAUUUCUGCAGUUGUCCCUGAAAAGGUCGAGGAUAUGCCAGAUGAAGUGACUAUUACCGAAGUUGAAGUCAUGGCUCCAGAGGAUAACAAAGUUAAAAAGACCAAAAAACGCACAAUAGAAAAGAAGAAGGACGGUAAAAAAGAAGUUUCAACAGAGCAGUCAGUAGAAGUAGUUACAAAGCAGAUCAAAAAGAAAAUAAAGGAGUCAAAAACACCUACAGAAGUUAUAGUAUUUGAGGAAGCGUCUGAUUUAGCCCCAGUUGAACAAGCAGUUCCAAUUAUUACUGAAGUUGAAGACCUUGCAGAUCAUACAACUGUGGAAACAAAAACUGUUAUCUCUAAGGAUGGAGAUAAGAAACGUGUGACAAAAAAGAGAACUGUGAGAAAGGUUAAAGAUGGAAAAGAAGAGGUUCAGGUGUUUGAAGAUACACCAAAAGAAGGCAUACUAUUUGACGAAGAAUGUCAACCGCUUCCAGAAAUUUCUGCAGUUGUCCCUGAAAAGGUCGAGGAUAUGCCAGAUGAAGUGACUAUUACCGAAGUUGAAGUCAUGGCUCCAGAGGAUAACAAAGUUAAAAAGACCAAAAAACGCACAAUAGAAAAGAAGAAGGACGGUAAAAAAGAAGUUUCAACAGAGCAGUCAGUAGAAGUAGUCACAAAGCAGAUCAAAAAGAAAGUAAAUGAGUCAAAAACACCUACAGAAGGCAUAGUAUUUGAGGAAGCGUCUGAUUUAGCCCCAGUUGAACAAGCAGUUCCAAUUAUUACUGAAGUUGAAGACCUGGCAGAUCAUACAACUGUGGAAACAAAAACUGUUAUUUCUAAGGAAGGAGAUAAGAAACGUGUGACAAGAAAGAGAACUGUAAGAAAGGUUAAAGAUGGAAAAGAAGAGGUUCAGGUGUUUGAAGAUACACCAAAAGAAGGCAUACUAUUUGACGAAGAAUGUCAACCGCUUCCAGAAAUUUCUGCAGUUGUCCCUGAAAAGGUCGAGGAUAUGCCAGAUGAAGUGACUAUUACCGAAGUUGAAGUCAUGGCUCCAGAGGAUAACAAAGUUAAAAAGACCAAAAAACGCACAAUAGAAAAGAAGAAGGACGGUAAAAAAGAAGUUUCAACAGAGCAGUCAGUAGAAGUAGUUACAAAGCAGAUCAAAAAGAAAGUAAAGGAGUCAAAAACACCUACGGAAGGCAUAGUAUUUGAGGAAGUGUCUGAUUUAGCCCCAGUUGAAGAAGCAGUUCCAAUUAUUACUGAAGUUGAAGACCUAGCAGAUCAUACAACUGUGGAAACAAAAACUGUUAUUUCUAAGGAUGGAGAUAAGAAACGUGUGACAAAAAAGAGAACCGUGAGAAAGGUUAAAGAUGGAAAAGAAGAGAUUCAGGUGUUUGAAGAUACGCCAAAAGAAGGCAUACUAUUUGACGAAGAAUGCCAACCGCUUCCAGAAAUUUCUGCAGUUGUCCCUGAAAAGGUCGAGGAUAUGCCAGAUGAAGUGACUAUUACUGAAGUUGAAGUCAUGGCUCCAAAGGAUAACAAAGUUAAAAAGACCAAAAAACGCACAAUAGAAAAGAAGAAGGACGGCAAAAAAGAAGUUUCAACAGAGCUGUCAGUAGAAGAAGCCAUUAAGGAAGAUGAAGAAAUUUUUACUCCUUCUGAUAAAGGGUCGCUUUUAGCAGAAAUACUUAAGAAGGUUCCUUUGCAAAUCCCAAAAGAACCCAAAGAUGUCAAAAAGAAGCAAAAAAAGAAACCAGUUAACGUUGAUGAAAAAUUAUAUAAACCACAAAUUGAUUCUAAUGACAGUGGCAGUGACAUGCCUGAAUUAGCACCAUGUAGUUCCGAAACUCCAGGAGACAUUGACCAAUCCUCUCCAGUAGUUAAAAGCUCUCAAGAAAUAAAGCCUGGUAUGAAUGAGAAGAAGAAAAAGACUACAGAAAAACCUAUUAAUGAUUCUGAUUUGCCUAUUGGAGAUUUAUCUAGGGUUCCAGAAAAGGUUAUGCUGAAGAUAGAGAAAAUGGAAAUCAAGGAAAUCAAACCUCAAAAAUUAAAGAUGGAUGAUAGCAAAGAGAAUACUCCUUUGUUUGCUACAAUCAAAUUGAAGAAACCAGUGGUUAAAGAAAAGAAAGAUGUACAAUCUUCCUCAACAUUACCAAAGGUCUUAUUAAAGAGCAGAAUCUCUCGAAUCCCUUACCCACCAGAAAUGCACAAUGUACAUAUAUCUGAAAUAAAUGCUGUUAGUGACAAUGGAAUAUUGUCUAGAAACUAUGAAGAAGCUGCAAAAAUUAAAAAGAGAAAGGUUAAAAAAGUAACACUACCAGAGUUGGAAAAACCAGAACUUGAAGAAUAUGUACCCUUUACUGAUGAUAAAGAAGACACUUCACCAGACCAGCCAUUAGUCUCUAAACCAACUAAAGAGAAACCUGAUAAAAUUGAAGAUAAACCAGAUGUAUUUCCAUUGAAAAUGGGAAAAGGAAAAGUGCCUAAAGAAGAUGAAAAGGUUGAAAAAGUUAAACUGAAAAAAGUACCUGCAAAAGACGUGGAAGAUGACAAGGAGUCCCCUAUUAAGCCUAAGAAAGAGAAAGACGAGGAAGAAGAACCAAAACCUGGUGAUAAAAAGGUUGUUAGUGAUAAACCUCAAUUGUUGCCAUUUGAAUCGGAUGUUCCAGAAGAAGUUGAUAUCAAUAAGUCUUCUCCAUUAGAUAAACAACCCGAAAAAACAACUCCUGAAUCUAAAACUAAAAAGAAAAAGAAAACUACUGAGAAACCUUCAGAACUGCCAGAAGAAAAGAAACUGGUUCUAGGAAAGCCAAAAGAUAAACUUCCAAAAGAGGAGGAUGACAUAGCUCUGACAUAUAAACAAAAAGAGUUGCCUCAACCUGAAGAUACAGAAGUUAGACUUAAACCAUUUGAAAAAGAUAUCUUACCAGGCCUCGAAACUGAGAAGGAAAUUUGUGGACCAAAAAUGUCACACCCUAAAGAUGAAAAUAAAGAAGACGAAGUUCAAGAGGAUGAUUCAUUGGAUAAGAUUAAAAAGAAAAUCAAAAAGAAAAAGCCUAUUGAUAAAGAUACUGACAAAGUGGAAUCUAAGGUACCAGAAAAGGUUAAGCUGAAGAAAGAAAAAAUUGAAAUGAAGGAAAUUAAACCUCAAAAAAUAAUGAUAGAUGAGAGAAAAGAGAACACUCCUUUGUUUGCCACAAUCAAAUUGAAGAAACCAUCGGUUAAAGAAAAGAAAGAUGUACAAUCAUCCUCAACAUUACCAAAAGUCUUACUAAAGAGCAGAAUCACUCGAGUCCCUUACCCCCCAGAAAUCCACAAUGUACAUGUGUCUGAAAUAAAUGCUGUUAGCGACAAUGGAAUAUUGUCUAGAAACUAUGAAGAAGCUGCAAAAAUUAAAAAGAGAAAGGUUAAAAAAGUAACGCUACCAGAGUUGGAAAAACCAGAACUUGAAGAAUAUGUACCCUUUACUGAUGAUAAAGAAGACACUUCACCAGACCAGCCAUUAGUCUCUAAACCAACUAAAGAGAAACCUGAUAAAAUUGAAGAUAAACCAGAUGUUGUUCCAUUGAAAAUGGGAAAAGGAAAAGUGCCUAAAGAAGAUGAAAAAGUUGAAAAAGUUAAACUGAAAAAAGUACCUGCAAAAGACGUGGAAGAUGACAAGGAGUCGCCUAUUAAGCCUAAGAAAGAGAAAGACGAGGAAGAAGAACCAAAACCUGGUGAUAAAAAGGUUGUUAGUGAUAAACCUCAAUUGUUGCCAUUUGAAUCGGAUGUUCCAGAAGAAGUUGAUAUCAAUAAGUCUUCUCCAUUAGAUAAACAACCCGAAAAAACAACUCCUGAAUCUAAAACUAAAAAGAAAAAGAAAACUACUGAGAAACCUUCAGAACUGCCAGAAGAAAAGACACUGGUUCUAGGAAAGCCAAAAGAUAAACUUCCAAAAGAGGAGGAUGACAUAGCUCUGACAUAUAAACAAAAAGAGUUGCCUCAACCUGAAGAUACAGAAGUUAGACUUAAACCAUUUGAAAAAGAUAUCUUACCAGGCCUCGAAACUGAGAAGGAAAUUUGUGGACCAAAAAUGUCACACCCUAAAGAUGAAAAUAAAGAAGACGAAGUUCAAGAGGAUGAUUCAUUGGAUAAGAUUAAAAAGAAAAUCAAAAAGAAAAAGCCUAUUGAUAAAGAUACUGACAAAGUGGAAUCUAAGGUACCAGAAAAGGUUAAGCUGAAGAAAGAAAAAAUUGAAAUGAAGGAAAUUAAACCUCAAAAAAUAAUGAUAGAUGAGAGAAAAGAGAACACUCCUUUGUUUGCCACAAUCAAAUUGAAGAAACCAUCGGUUAAAGAAAAGAAAGAUGUACAAUCAUCCUCAACAUUACCAAAAGUCUUACUAAAGAGCAGAAUCACUCGAGUCCCUUACCCCCCAGAAAUCCACAAUGUACAUGUGUCUGAAAUAAAUGCUGUUAGCGACAAUGGAAUAUUGUCUAGAAACUAUGAAGAAGCUGCAAAAAUUAAAAAGAGAAAGGUUAAAAAAGUAACGCUACCAGAGUUGGAAAAACCAGAACUUGAAGAAUAUGUACCCUUUACUGAUGAUAAAGAAGACACUUCACCAGACCAGCCAUUAGUCUCUAAACCAACUAAAGAGAAACCUGAUAAAAUUGAAGAUAAACCAGAUGUUGUUCCAUUGAAAAUGGGAAAAGGAAAAGUGCCUAAAGAAGAUGAAAAAGUUGAAAAAGUUAAACUGAAAAAAGUACCUGCAAAAGACGUGGAAGAUGACAAGGAGUCGCCUAUUAAGCCUAAGAAAGAGAAAGACGAGGAAGAAGAACCAAAACCUGGUGAUAAAAAGGUUGUUAGUGAUAAACCUCAAUUGUUGCCAUUUGAAUCGGAUGUUCCAGAAGAAGUUGAUAUCAAUAAGUCUUCUCCAUUAGAUAAACAACCCGAAAAAACAACUCCUGAAUCUAAAACUAAAAAGAAAAAGAAAACUACUGAGAAACCUUCAGAACUGCCAGAAGAAAAGAAACUGGUUCUAGGAAAGCCAAAAGAUAAACUUCCAAAAGAGGAGGAUGACAUAGCUCUGACAUAUAAACAAAAAGAGUUGCCUCAACCUGAAGAUACAGAAGUUAGACUUAAACCAUUUGAAAAAGAUAUCUUACCAGGCCUUGAAACUGAGAUGGAAAUUUGUGGACCAAAAAUGUUACACCCUAAAGAUGAAAAAAAAGAGGAUAAAGUUCAAGAGGAUGAUUCAUUGGAUAAGAUUAAAAAGAAAAUCAAAAAGAAAAAGCCUAUUGAUAAAGAUACUGACAUAGUGGAAUCUAAGAUACCAGAAAAGGUUAAGCUGAAAAAAGAAAAAAUUGAAAUGAAGGAAAUUAAACCUCAAAAGUUAAAGAUAGACGAGAGAAAAGAGAACACUCCUUUGUUUGCUACAAUCAAAUUGAAGAAACCAUCAGUUAAAGAAAAGAAAGAUGUACAAUCUUCAUCAACAUUACCAAAAGUCUUACUAAAGAGCAGAAUCACUCGAAUCCCUUACCCCCCAGAAAUCCACAAUGUACAUGUGUCUGAAAUAAAUGCUGUUAGCGACAAUGGAAUAUUGUCUAGAAACUAUGAAGAAGCUGCAAAAAUUAAAAAGAGAAAAAUUAAAAAAGUAACACUACCAGAGUUGGAAAAACCAGAACUUGAAGAAUAUGUACCCUUUAUUGAUGAUAAAGAAGACAUUUCACCGGACCAGCCAUUAGUCUCUAAACCAACUAAAGAGAAACCUGAUAAAAUUGAAGAUAAACCAGAUGUUGUUCCAUUGAAAAUGGGAAAAGGAAAAGUGCCUGAGAAAGAUGAAAAAGUUGAAAAAGUUAAACUGAAAAAAGUACCUGUAAAAGAUGUGGAAGAUGACAAGGAGUCGCCUAUUAAGCCUAGGAAAGAGAAAGACGAGGAAGAAGAACUAAAACCUGGUGAUAAAAAGGUUGUUAGUGAUAAACCUCAAUUGUUACCAUUUGAAUCGGAUGUUCCAGAAGAAGUUGAUAUCAAUAAGUCUUCUCCAUUAGAUAAAAAACCCGAAAAAACAACUCCUGAAUCUAAAACUAAAACUAAAAAGAAAACUACUGAUAAACCUUCAGAACUGCCAGAAGAAAAGAAACUGGUUCUAGGAAAGCCAAAAGAUAAACUUCCAAAAGAAGAAGAUGAUAUAGCCCUAACUUAUAAACAAAAAGAGUUGCCUCAACCUGAAGAUACAGAAGUUAGACUUAAACCAUUUGAAAAAGAUAUCUUACCAGGCCUCGAAACUGAGAAGGAAAUUUGUGGACCAAAAAUGUCACACCCUAAAGAUGAAAAUAAAGAAGACGAAGUUCAAGAGGAUGAUUCAUUGGAUAAGAUUAAAAAGAAAAUCAAAAAGAAAAAGCCUAUUGAUGACAAAUCUGAUGAACCUAAACCAUUAGAAAAAGGAGUUAUACCAGAAUCUCAAAUUAAAAAUGAAUCUAUAUCUCCAAAUUUGACUCCUCUUAAGAAUGAGAGCAAAGAGGAUAUACUAAUAAAAGAUAUAAAGCCGAUAAAAAGCAAAAAGAAACCGAAAUCCAAGAACCCAUCAGAAAGUAUUUCACUUGAAUCACCAGAACCACUGGUUAUGACAAUUGAAGAGCCAUAUGAUACGCCUUCCACGUCGUUAUUAGAUCAUGACGUUGAAGACAGCAUAGGUCCUGAAAGAUUAGAUAGUGUCACAUUUGAGGAGCUUGGUGAUAUUACAGCAUUAGACACCCCUGAGGAUUCAGGCCUAAUUACAGAGGCAGAAGAUAAUUAUUCGGUCAUCACAACUGAAACAAGUGUCUUGUAUGAUAAUGAUUUAAAUAAAAGUAUAUCAAGAAAAAGAGUUGUAAAAAAAUAUGCAAAUGGAAAGGAAUCUACUGAAGUUAUUCUAGACUUUCCAAUUGAUGAUGUGCAAAUUGAAGAAAUAUCAGAUGAUAAUCAAAGCAACCUUCUUGCACCCAAAGAAGUAAAAACUAUCGACGUUGAGACUCUUUAUACAGAUAGUUUAGGCAAUCAAAAAAGAAAAAUAAAAACUAUCAAGAAAAUUAUAAUUGAUGGAAAAGAAGAAAUUUUAUCUGUUGGUGAACUUUCAGAAGAUAGUGCUUCAUUUAAUGAUUCGAAAAUCCCUGAUGACGAACAAAAACAUACACCAGAUGAACCCGACAAACACACAAGUCCAAGAUCAAAUAUGUCACAAAAUGUAAAACAUGUUCCACAAGGUAAUGUCGUUAAGGUAAGUGAGUGUGACAUGGAUGAAAUAAAAAAGCAUGAGUUGAAACAAGAUACUAUUAGCAUUAAUGAUAUGCCCAUAGAUCAUGCAAAACAUGACACACACACAGAAUGUUACUCACCAGCUUCAGAAUCCCCUAGUGACACAUUAAUGAUAACUGCACCAAGAGAUAAAAAGAAAACAAAGCCUUUAAAAAGACAAAUAGAAAGCACACCUGUGGAAAAACAUCCUAGUACACUUACAAGUGAAAACCAACCUGAAACUGACACCAGUCGUAAAAUCCCAACAGAAAACGUCCCAAACACAGAACAAAUUCAGACAGAUGGUACUCAUUUUAAUAAAGAGGGGUCUUUUCCAGGUCAUAGUGAAUCAACAAAAUCGACAAAACCAACAACUAUGGUAAAACCUUCAACAAUUGAUAUUCCUGUAGAAGAAGCAUCACCAAUAACAACUGACAAACCUGAUAAACAAGUUGUUGAGAUUAAAGAUGUGCCACAGACUGUAGCAGAAGCAGCUGUAACCAAACAGGAUGUUUAUGAGGUACCAAAACCAAUCACUAAGAAGAAGACAAUUCCUAAGAAAAAAGAAGCAGUAGGUGUUGCUCAAAAAGAAGAACAGCCAGUUGAUGAAAACACCGAAAAAUUGCAGGAAAGUAUCAUUGAACAACCAAAUCAUGUAGAUGAUACUAUUCCAGAAAAGAAAACAGAUAACAUCACGGCCAAAAUUCCUGAGAAGGUUAAACUCAAAAAAGAAAAAAUUGAAAUCAAAGAAAUCAAACCUCAAAAACUAAAGAUACAAGAGAAGGUAGAUGAUACUCCAUUGUUCGCAUCAGUUAAAUUAAAAAAAUCAUCGGUGAAAGAAAAGAAAGAGGUUAAACCAGCUACAAUAUUACCCAAAGUUUUACUAAAAAGCAGAAUCACUCGUAUACCUUUCCCUCCAGCAGUUCACAACAUACAGAUAACUGAAAUCAAUGCAGUUAUUGACAAUGGAAUAUUGUCGAGAAACUAUGAGGAAGCUAUGAAAGUUAAGAAGAAAAAGGUUAAAAAGGUAAAGCUACCUGAGUUAGAAAAAACAGAACUUGAAGAAUAUGUACCCUUUACUGAUGAGAAAGAGGACAUUACUCCAGACCAGCCAGUAAUAUCCAAACCCAUUAAAGAGAAACCUGAUAAGACUGAAGAUCAACCAGAUGUUGUUCAAUUGAAAAUAGGUAAAGGCAAAAUACCCCAAGAGGAAGAAGAAAAGUAUGAUGUGAAAUUGAAAAAAGUACCACCAAAAGAAGUUAAGGAAGAAGAUGUUUCGGUUGUGCUUCCUAAGAAAGAGGAGCCAAAAGAAGAAAAACCUAAACAGGAUAAAAAAGAAGUUAUUAUUGAAAAACCUGAUCUCAAACCUUUUGACUCAGACAUUCCAGCAGCCAUGGAUAUGGAUAAGCCUCAAUCAAUGGAAAAUAAACCUGAGGAGGUGAAACCUGAAACAAAAUUGAAAAAGAAAAAGAAGACAAUUGAGAAACCUAUUGAACAACCUGAAGAAAAGAAAUUAGUGUUAGGAAAACCAAAAGACAAAAUUCCAGAACCAGAAGAUCAAAUUUCGUUAGCAUACAAACAAAAAGAGUUGCCUAAACCUGAAGAUGAAGAAAUCAAACUUAAACCAUUUAAAAAGGAAAAGUCCCCAGAACCAAAGAUUGAUAGAAAAUUGGAUGCUCCAGAUGCGGCAUAUCCCAAGGAAGAAAAAACAAAUGAAGAAAUGGCACCAAAGGAUGUUGAGGUGGUAGACAAAGGUAAAAAGAAAAUCAAAAAGAGUAAGCCUGUGGAAAAACCUAGCAGUUUACCAAAAGAUGAAACUGAAGACCAAGUCGUUAUACUGAAGAAGAAACCAACCAAAGAUAAAGAGGAACAAGUAAAAGAUGACAUCAAUGAAGAAGUCACUAUCACUAAAGUGAAACCACCAAUUAAUGAUGAAAUUGAAGAAUCUAUUGUCAUUAAGAAAAAACCAAAACCUCUAAUUGUUGAUGAAGUAUCUGAGGAAAUCACAGUAACUAAACAAGUUGAAAUUCCAAGAGAAGAGGAAGAACAGGUAGAACAGGUAUUCAUGAAAAAGGUACAACCAGUUCAUGAAGAUAUUUCAGAAGAAAUAGUUAUAACUAAAAGGAAAACUAGUGUUGCACAACAAGAAGACAUAUCGGAAGAAGUGGUAAUUAAAAAGAAAAAGCCAAAAGAACCAUUUGUGGUACAAGAUAUAUCUGAUGAGUAUACAAUAACAAAAGAAGAACCUAAAGAAUCAGAAGAUGUAUCAGAAGAGAUUGUGAUUAAACCAAAGAGAAGAAGCAUUAUUCCACAGGUAUCCGAAGAAGAUAUUUCAGAAGAAUUCAUGAUUAAGCCCAAGAGACCUAGUAUCAUUCCACAAGUAACUGAAGAAGAUAUUUCAGAAGAGUUUGUCAUUAAACCAAAGAGACCUAGUAUCAUUCCACAAGUAACAGAAGAAGAUAUUUCAGAAGAAUUUGUAAUUAAACCCAAGAGACCAAGCAUAAUUCCUCAAGUGACUGAAGAUGUUGAGGAAAACCUUGUGAUGAAGAAGAAGAAGAAACCUAAAGCACCUACAUUCGAAGAAGCCGCAGAGGAGUUAACAAUUACUAAAGAGGCACCAGUGCCGGUUGAAAAGCCUCUUUUAGAAGAUACUGAAAGAAUGGUUGUAGUUUUGAAAAAAGCUGAAAAGCCUGAAGAGACUGAACAGGUUACUAUUGCACCUCGUAGACGAUCGUCUGUGCGUAAGCCAUCAAUCGAAGAACACCCAGAAGAAAAGUUUACUCUUAAACAAAGGAGACCUUCUUCAGAAAAUAUGGUUCCAGAGGAAGUUACGACGGAUGUCACUUUUAAACCUAAGGUGACAAAACCCAAAGAAGAAAUAGAGCAAGAGUUUAAAAUUUCUCUUCAAACAUAUGAAGAAGAGGACAUUUCAAUGUCUGGUAAGGUCAGACUUCCAAGAAAAAAGAAAAUGCUACCAACAUCUGAUGAAGCAAGUGCAGAAAUUACUAUUCGAAAGGAAGUGGAAGUAGAUCAGAAACAAGAUUUCAAUAUUCCUCUUCGCAGAAAAUCAUCUGUGUCUGCUUACAACGUAGAAGACAUCGAACAAGAAUUUCAAAUAGGUUUGCGCCAAAAGCAACACAGAGCCAGCAUUGUGUGUGAAGAAGAGACUCUUGACAUCAAGGUGAAGAGGAAACCCUCCAAACCAUCAAUUCCAGUGUUCAGUCAAGAAUCAGCAGGACUUACAAUCACGAAAGAAGAAGAAGUAACUGUAGAAAGAGGUGAGAAGAUUGUUGAGACCACGGAGGGAGACGUCCUCUUCUCCAUCUGUUCAUAUGUUGCGGAGAAUCCAGAAGCACUCAACCUAGUUGAGGGAGAGAGAGUAUAUGUUGUAGACAAUACCAGCCAAGAUUGGUGGUUCGUCACUAAACAUCUCACCCAAGAGAAGGGAUGGGUACCAGCUGUGUACCUCAGAGAUGAACCCAGCUACACACUUUACGUUCAAAAGAAACUUCACGAAAAGAUUGACAAACUACCUAUCUUUGAGAAGCCCAGUGGCGGAGAGGAAGUAUACGCUCCCAGGUUCGUAGAGAAGCUGCAGCCAAAGCAUGUGCCAGACGGAGCAACCGUGCAGUUUGAGUGCCAGGUUGAGGGAAGUCCUCGGCCACAGAUCACAUGGUUCAGACAGACAGCCAUCAUAAAACCAUCUCAGGACUUCCAGAUUUUCUACGAUGACGACAACGUGGCCACCCUCAUCAUCAGAGAGGUGUUCCCAGAGGACGCUGGGACGUUCACUUGUGUUGCUAAGAACGCAGCAGGCUUUGCAUCCAGUACGACAGAGCUCUCAGUGGAGGCUCCACUGUCAGAUCACGGCUCUGACAUCACGUCUGGCUUGUCUCGCAAGAGCUUGUCCAGGGAAUCGUCGCUGGCAGACAUCCUUGAAGGUAUUCCACCAACUUUCUCCCGCAAACCCAAAGCCAAGAUCGUGAAGGAGGGAUCCGACGUGGUUCUGGAGUGCCGGUUGGUCGCAGUGCCCGAACCAGAAGUUACGUGGUACUACCGCGGUGAGGUGGUCAAGUCCUCGGACACCGUUAGUGUUACAACUCAGAGUGACAUGCACAUGUACAGCACCAUGGUGUCUAUGAGCAAGGUGACCAAGGGACAGGAGGGAGUUUACAAGGUGGUGGCGAAGAACAGAGAAGGUCAAGCUACCCUGGACAUCAUACUGAAGGUAAAAACCGGAGAGCCAGAACCACCUCAGGUGGUCGAGCCGUUACAAGACGUGACGAUCAGUGAAGGAGAGAGCGCCAUAUUGGUGACUCAGAUCACUGGCAAACCAACGCCGAAGGUGGUUUGGAGUAGAGACGGCAAGCCAGACCCAAGUCUACCAGUUCAAGCCAAGGGCGAGACUUACUCCCUCACUCUCAUCAAGCCUUCGCCCUCAGACACCGCAAGAUACUCCGUCACAGCCACCAACAAACUAGGGUCGGCCUCCACGUCUUGCCAACUCACUGUGGAAGAUAGUAAACUAGUAAAAGUAGAAGGCGAUGAAUCUGCAACCGUGGCCCACUCCGGUGUCAGAGAGGGCAAACUACAAAAAACCUUUAGUUCACUUGAAACAUUAGAUCAUAAAUCAGUCCAUGAAAGCCUUCAAGUUCAGCAGAUCACAAAGAAUGAGACUAAAAGCACAAAACCAAUGUUCCAAAAACAAAUUUCCAAGGACGAUGUAAAUAUUGUUCAAAACUUGGAGAUGAUCGAAGUCAGCCUGAAAAGUCCUCAAGAUUCGGAACUGUCGAUAGAUGAAGCGUCCUCAGAGGUUACAAUUGAAAUUCCUCAACGUAUCAAUAUGCCUGACGUUGCAGCUAAACAUGAGAUACGCUUGAAAGAAUAUGAAGUAACUGAAAUAACUGAGAAUAUUAAAACUUUGGCUCAGAUUAAAGAGUUUUCCACUCAUACUGAGGAAACUUCAGCACUUAUCAGGCUUGAUGGUUCUUUGGAAGGCAUUGUAGAUGGAUCUGUAGCUGAAGAUUACAAAGCUGUUCCAGGACCACAAGCUCCAUUGUUUGUUGAAAGAUUUGAAGAGCAAAACGUCAAAGAAAAAGGAACAAUCCGUCUUGUCGCCAAAGUCACUGGAAACCCUGUGCCAAUGGUCACGUGGUUCAGAAACAACAAGACGUUGCUAGCGUCUCCAAAGCAGACUCAGUUAUUUGAUGGAGAGAACAUUGUGCUGGAGAUUAGAGAUGCUGACUCGGAGGAAGAUUCUGGAGAUUAUAAAUGUGUUGCCAGCAACAGUCUGGGAACAGCUACUCACGGCGCUAGGGUCACUGUAGAUGUUGAGAAAGUAUCGUUCACCAAACAGCUUGAAGAACGUGUGGAGAUGAAUGAGACGGAAACAGUGACUUUGGAGUGUGAGACUUCUCACACUGUGUCAACAAAAUGGCAGCACAAUGGAGUCGACCUGAGUGGCAUGGACCACCGCGAGCUAGUCCAGGAGGGCCGCAGCCAUCGUCUGAUAAUCAAGCGAGCUACCCUGCGAGACGCUGGAACAUACACUUGUAGUGUCAAGGGACAGAUCACCACAUGUGAGGUUACGGUUCAUGGAAUGAAACCAGACUUUGUCCGCAAAUUAGAAGACUUUGAAGUGAAAGAACAAGAAGUUGCCAUUCUUGAAGUAGAAGUGACAUCAGAAACUGCAGACGUAGUUUGGAAGAAGGACGGUCUUCCUGUUGAAUGUAUACCUGGGAAGCUAGAAGUGGAGAAGAAUGGUAAUGUCCGCAAAUUGCUGAUCCGUAGCACCUCAGUACAUGAUGAGGGAGAAUACACCUGCUCACUAGGAGAUCAGGAGUGUGCGGCGGAGGUUACUGUCAUCGAACUGCCGCCCCAGAUACACACCAACAUGCAGGACGUGACGGUGACCAAGGGUGAGAAGGCAAUCCUGGAGGUGGAGCUCACCAAGGGAGACGCCCUGGUCCGCUGGUUCAAGGAUGACAAGGAGUUGCACUUCUCAGAACACGUGCAGCUCUCUAUCGACGGCAAGAAGCAGAAGCUGAAGAUCUACCAGGCGGAGACUGCGGAUGCGGGGAUAUACUCGUGUCGCGUGGGUGACCAGCCCGACCAGGUGUCUACGGCCAGAGUCACCGUGGAAGAACCGUUGGUGGAGUUCAUCACCAGACUGCCUGACGUCACUACAGUACCACUCAACUCCGACGCAGUGUUCACAGUCGAGCUGUCACGCCCAGUUGAGGUUAAAUGGCUUAAGAAAGGAAAAGAAAUUAAACCAUCAAAUAGGUACAUCAUUGAGGCAGAUGGGGCGGUCCACAAGCUAACCAUUAAGAAGGUUACUACAGAGGACCAAACGGAGAUUGCAUGCACUGCCUUCAAUGUUAAAACAUCUUCAAAACUGAAAGUGGAAAAGAUCGAGAUUGCUCCCAGGAUCAAGGAGGCGCCCAAGGAAUACAAGGUAAAGAAGGGUGAAGAUGUCACGAUUGAGGUCAAGUUUACAGCCUCCCCUCCUCCCACUGAUGAGUGGACCGUCAACGGAACUCUCAUCAAGAAAAGCAAGAAGGUUGACUACACAAUAUCUGAAGAGUCAGCUUCUCUGACAAUCAAGAAAGUGGAGGAGGUGGAUGUCGGGUCUUACACACUUCGUCUCAAGAACACUAUUGGAGAAGCGUUUGCAGAAAUGACGCUGAUCAUUAUGCAGGUUCCCGGAGAGCCUGGUACUCCAGACAUCUUGGAGGUGACUGAUGACUCCGUUACACUCCACUGGAAGGCUCCGGAGCAGGACGGCAACUCCCCCAUCACCAGAUACAUCCUGGAGUUCCAUGACAAGGAGGAGUUCAUGGAGUGGCAUGAAGUACAAGAGACCAUCACAACCACCACCCACAAAGUUACCAACUUGACUCAUGAUGCUGAGAUCAUGUUUAGAGUCUCUGCUGAGAAUGAAGUGGGCCGAGGACCCAAGUCUCCCAGCACUAAGUACGUAAGGAUCACAACACCUGUAGCUGCAGAGCCCCCGGUGAUACAGGAACACCUCCAGGACACCACAGUAGGCCUGAACCAGAACAUCACUCUCCAGUGUGUAGUCGGAGGAACACCACUGCCGGAGAUCAAGUGGUAUCGCAACGGAAAGCCAAUACCAAAGUCCAAGAAGAUGACUUACGAGAACCGUGUGGCUACGUACAGUAUGGAGAAAGCCAGUGAGAACCAUGCUGGCACUUACGGCUGUAAAGCAUCCAACUCGGCUGGAACUGCUGAGACGACCUGCAAACUGCUGGUACAAGAUGUGCCCAAGCUGGAAGUGCCCGAGGCAGUCCAAGACCAGAGACUCACCUUGGCUACCCAGUGGAAGCCCGAAGUCACAUUCAGUGGCUUCCCCCGCCCAGACAUUACCUGGGAGAAGGACGGGGAAACUAUCAUCUCGGACAAGAGAGUUAAGAUAUUCAUUGAUGAGACAACCACCACCAUUGCCAUCUACAGUGUAGAGAGAGCAGAUACUGGCAGAUACACAGUGCGAGCCUCCAACAUAGCUGGAGAAGCUACGGCAGACCUUACUCUCAGAGUCGUAGAAAAGCCAGGCAGGCCAGAAGGUCCAGUCAAGUUUAGUAACAUCACCAGUGACUCCAUCACCGUGUCAUGGUUGCCUCCUCUAGACAAUGGAGGCUUGGAUCUUACAAAGUACUUGUUGGAGAAGUGUGAGGCGACCAAGCAGAUAUGGACUAGGGCAGCUGAGGUGGAUGGUAAAACGACCACUCACUCUCUACAAAAGCUUAUUGAGAACACAGAGUACAUGUUUAGAGUGUUUGCCAUCAACUCGAUUGGAUCAUCAGAGCCUCUAACUAGUGAGGCCGUCGUUGUCCGGACUUACUUCAACAAGCCCUCGCCGCCCCGGGGCCCGCUGGAGGCCACUGGCAUGACGGAGACGUCUUGUACGAUAUCAUGGCAGCCGCCCGAGGAUGACGGGGGCACCCCAGUAAUCGACUACACGGUCCAUCGCAAGGACACAUCCAAACGCACCUGGGAGUCACUAGGAACCACUACGGAACUUUCACUCAGUGUGUCAAAUCUGGUGCUUAACUCUGCCUACACAUUCAAGAUCGUGGCUCGUAACAAAGAGGGAGACAGCGAACCCUACAUCAGUGAGGACCCGAUUGUGGCCGGACGCAAAAUCAGAAUGAACGAGCUGACUGAGCAAGCUCUUUACGCUUUGCUUGGCAUAUACCCUCCAGUGAAACCCGGAACAUAUUCACCUCCAUCUGCUCCGCUUAAUUUCAAUGCCAUCGACAUCACCAGCAAGAGUGUUACCCUACAAUGGCAGCCUCCGGCCAGCACUGGCGGAACUGAGCUCACCGGAUACAUAAUUGAAAAGCAGUACGGCAACAGCAAGAAGUGGUCCAAGGUGGUGACUUUGGACCCUGGACAUCUGCAAUAUUGUGUUGAGAAUCUGAAGGAGAAGUCGGAGUUGUACUUCAGGAUCUACGCUGAGAACAUGAUUGGGCUCAGUACUGCGGCAGCAACCAGCGUCAUCAGCCUGCAGACUCAUGCCACUGUUCCCUCUCCACCAACAGAUCCAUUGGAGAUCCGCAGUUUGGGUCCGAACUCCAUCAUCGUAGAGUGGGGCGUGCCCGAGACAGAUGGAGGGGCGCCGCUGGAGGGGUACAAGAUUGCCAUCCGCGACGUCAAGAAGACCAUGUGGAUGGAAGUGGGUCAGGUGUCUGCGGAAGUGCAGAAACUCACCAUCAAAGACUUGCAAGAAAACCAUGAGUACUUGGUUAGAAUCUUUGCUCGCAAUGAAGUAGGCCUCAGUGAUCCUCUGGAAUCGGAUGAACCGUUCCUGGUCAAGAAGCCUACAGGUAUGGAGGAGGCCGAUGUGGAAGAGCGUAGUUUGUUGGAGAAGGACACACCGUCACUCAGUUUCAGUACAGAGAACACCUCCUCGUGGAUGCGAGAGGCAGGCAUGGAUGCCGACAUCCACUGCUACGCCAAGGGCUCGUUGCUCCGCCGCAGCGAGUACUUCUUCCGCAUCUGGUAUUACGCUAAGCAUUUGUUCAAGUAGAUCCAAAUGACGCUACCGAGACAGCAUUCCCUGAGCUGACUCGAUACCGACAUUACUACUUUAAGGACCAAGACUGAAUGUAUACAGAAUUUUUGAUAUUGUACAUUUCCCUUGUUUAUAUAUAUUGUUAAUUAUACGUGACCACGAAGAUGUCAUAGCCACGUAACUUGACGAGUCAUUAGCUUUAAGUAAUUUUUAACGAACCUGUGAUAAAACAUGUUUAGUCAUGUCAGUCACUAUAGACUAUGUUGUUGAAUUUAUCAUUUUUGAAUGUAACUUUGCUCUAGUGUGUUUUGUUUUGAACCAACAGGUUAUUUCGAUAACAGGGAGAAAAUAUAGGUGCAAUAAAAAAAUUGUUGUCGAUUUUAUCUGUUGAAAUGUUCGGAAAAUAAAGAUAUGUUAUGAUUUAA
Messenger RNA from Macrosteles quadrilineatus (aster leafhopper), 24845 nucleotides. Its product is annotated as titin-like. The transcript has 37 exons. NCBI's taxonomy places the organism in Eukaryota, Metazoa, Arthropoda, Insecta, Hemiptera, Cicadellidae. The coding region runs from base 1 to 24435 and encodes 8144 amino acids. The record is from RefSeq and is a predicted model, not a curated record. Gene Ontology annotation, molecular function: protein binding.